UACUCUCCUCCUCUCUCUCUCUCUCUCCCGCCCCCCUCCCCUCCCUCCCUCUCUCCCUCUCUUGGGGGCUAGUUUGGCAAUUCACGGAGUGGAUUGGAGAAAUGUGGUGAAUUUUUGGAUCAAAUUUGUUUUAGGCUGAUGAUGGGGUUACAAGUAGAGAACAUCAUGUUGCAAUUUGUAGGGUAUCUGAGCCUCGCAUCACUUGAUUUUCGGAACUUGGAAUCUGUAGCAACCAUCACCAGCUUUGCUCUCCCAAUGAUCUCAUGAGAGGUUUUCUUCCCGGCUAUUGUUCUGAUGCAAAAGUAAUAUCUAUAGAAGCUAGAGCGAUGUUAGAUGUUUAUGAUGAUCCCUCAGAGCAGAGGUCCUUGUCUUUGGAUGACACUAGCAGUGCUGAAGAAUCACCAGAUGACACUAGGCUUUCAUUAGAAACCUCCAUUGAUGCGAUUCCUUAUAUUGGCCAAAGAUUUGUUACUCAUGAUGCGGCAUAUGAGUUUUACAGUGAAUAUGCAAAGCGAUGUGGUUUCUCAAUUCGUCGCCAUCGAACAGAAGGAAAAGAUGGAAUAGGGAAGGGACUCACAAGGCGGUAUUUUGUAUGUCAUCGUGCUGGCAAUACUCCUACGAAAGCAUCAAAUGACAAUAAACCACAGAGAAAUCGGAAAUCUUCUCGAUGUGGGUGUCAAGCAUACAUGCGCAUCAGCAAAAGCACAGACAUUGGGGUAACUGAGUGGCGAGUUACAGGCUUUUCUGACCAUCACAAUCAUGAACUCUUGGAGCCUAAUCAAGUGCGCUUCCUUCCAGCCUAUCGCACUAUCUCGGAUGCUGAUAAAAACCGCAUCUUGAUGUUUGCAAAGAGCGGCAUUUCCGUACAGCAAAUGAUGAGAUUAAUGGAGCUAGAGAAGUGUGUUGAACCUGGAUAUUUGCCUUUCACAGAGAAAGAUGUGAGGAAUCUCAUACAAUCAUUUAAGAAGGUGGACCAAGAUGAGGAGAGCAUUGACCUUCUUAAAAUGUGCAGGAACAUAAAGGAAAAAGAUCCCAAUUUCAAAUAUGAUUUCACUAUAGAUGCCAAUAACAGGCUAGAGAAUAUUGCUUGGUCAUAUUCCUCAUCUGUCCAGUCAUAUGAGAUUUUUGGAGAUGCAGUUGUAUUUGAUACAACACACAGGUUAACUGCUUUUGACAUGCCACUUGGGAUCUGGGUUGGCAUGAAUAACUAUGGAAUGCCCUGUUUCCAUGGCUGUGUUCUUUUACGGGAGGAGAAUGUACGGUCCUUUUCAUGGGCAUUGAAGGUGUUUUUAAGCUUCAUGAAUGGAAAGGCUCCACAAACAAUUUUGACUGACCAAAAUAUGUGCCUCAAAGAAGCAAUAGCUAUCGAAAUGCCAAGCACAAAACAUGCGCUCUGUAUAUGGCUUAUUGUCGCAAAGUUCCCAUCUUGGUUUAAUGCAGUUCUUGGAGAACGGUAUAAUGAAUGGAAAGCUGAGUUCUAUAGACUCUAUAAUUUGGAAAGCAUAGAUGACUUUGAGCUUGGAUGGAGGGAGAUGGUCAACUCUUUUGGGCUUCAUACAAAUAGACACAUUACCAAUUUGUUUGCGUUUCGGUCGCUAUGGGCACUGCCAUAUUUGAGAAAUCAUUUCUUUGCAGGAAUGACUACAACAGGCCUAUCAAAGUCGAUUAAUGCCUUCAUUCAGCGGUUCUUGAGUGCACAGACCCGUCUUGCUCAUUUCAUAGAGCAAGUUGCUGUAGCUGUUGAUUUUAGAGACCAGGCUGGGGAGCAUCAAACCAUGCAACAAAAUUUACAGAACAUCUGCCUCAAAACAGGUGCUCCAAUGGAAGCUCAUGCAGCUGCUGUCCUCACGCCCUAUGCAUUCUGUAAGCUCCAAGAUGAGCUUGUCAUGGCUGCCCACUAUGCCUCAUUUCAAAUCGAAGAAGGCUGUUUUCUUGUUAGACACCAUACUAAGAUGGAUGGGGGCCGGAAGGUGAUUUGGAUACCUCGGGAGGAACUGCUCUCUUGUAGCUGUCAUAUGUUUGAGUUUUCAGGAAUUCUCUGUAGGCAUGCUCUACGAGUGCUUUCAACACUCAACUGCUUUCAGAUUCCAGAUCGGUAUCUGCCCAUCCGUUGGCGUCGAGUUAACUCAUUGCCUUCAAAGCUAGUGCAAGCAGCUGCUGCAAGUGAGAAGACUGAGCGGGUGCAGGCUCUGCAAUCUAUGGUCUCGGUUCUUAUAUCAGAAGCAGCCAAAUCAAAAGAACGGAUGGAUAUGGCAUCCAAGGAGAUCUCUAUUCUAUUAUCCCGCAUAAGAGAGCAACCCAUUUCACUGCAUGGUUCAAGAGACUGUGUUCAUAGGAGUUGACGAAUCUACUCUUGCUAGAACUCAUGUUGGCUGAAAAAUAGAAAAAACAGUGCAAGUUGAUAUGGAAGAUGGUUUGGCUUUUGUUACAAGAACAGGGAACUGCAGGAGCGAGAAUACAGUCGGUCUUUGUUUGCUGACAAACACACCGGAGAGCUGGGCGUUUUGUCAAUUAUAAUCAGCAUCUUUCACCAAUUGUGGAACUUUAUACUGUACAUUGCUAUGCAGUUUUGUGGUCUUUAAAUUUGCAAUGCAAUGUUUUAUCUGGCACAACACUUACAGAAUAUCACUGCUUUAUGCCAUAAGUUAAAUUAUAUACAAAACUUACAGAAUAUCAGUGUUCUAGGCCAUCAGUUAAAUUAUAUGAAAGUCAUAUCCAAUUCUUCA
Elaeis guineensis (African oil palm) is the source of this 2726-nucleotide messenger RNA. RefSeq names its product protein FAR1-RELATED SEQUENCE 11. Lineage: Eukaryota; Viridiplantae; Streptophyta; Magnoliopsida; Arecales; Arecaceae. The record is from RefSeq and is a predicted model, not a curated record. Gene Ontology annotation, biological process: regulation of DNA-templated transcription. Gene Ontology annotation, molecular function: zinc ion binding.